CCCACUGGCGAUGUGUGUAUUUUUUUCUCCUCCUUUCCGUUGCUUUUUUUUAAGGCUACAACAGGAUUGGAUUUGUAGAUCGUCACAUGUUGUUUCCCCUCCUCACUCCGGGUACUAGCAGACAUGUGUUAUUUAUUGCUCAGCUGUGGGACAAGACGAACGCACGGCUCAACCGGGUCUGGAAAUAGAGGAUUAGAAUAAGAAGAAGAAGGAGAAGAAGAAGAAUAAAAAAGCGCGUCGUUUCUUACGGGAACUCGAGGAGAGGAAACGCACUGUGUCUCAAUAGCGACCCACGUAGAGAAUGGCGAGUCCGCCAAACACGGGAGAUCAGCCGCUGUCGCCCAGUAACGCAAACGCCAGCCAGAAAAUCAAGAAAUGCGGAUACCUCAAGAAGCAGAAGCACGGACACAAGCGCUUCUUCGUUUUAAGAGAGCCGAGCGAAGGUCUGCCUUCCCGACUGGAGUACUACGAGAGCGAGAAGAAAUGGAAAAACAAAUCGGCCGCCAAGAGGGUUAUUCCUCUGGACUGCUGUCUGAACAUCAACAAGAGAGCCGACGCGAAACACAAAUAUCUGAUCGCGCUUUACACCAAGGACGAGUAUUUCGCCGUGGCGGCGGACAGCGAGCCGGAGCAGGAGAGCUGGCACCGGGCGCUGACGGACUUGAUGGCCGAGGGGAAAGUGUACGACGGAUCGGCGUCCAACUCCGCGUCCUCGCUGGUGGGCUUCGACGAGGCGAGCUACGGCGUGAUCACGCCGGUCUCCGCCGCCUAUAAGGAGAUGUGGCAGGUGAACCUGAAAUCCAAAGGCUUGGGGCAGAGCAGGAAUUUGAUCGGCGUGUACCGGCUCUGCCUCUCGAGCCGGACCAUUAGCUUCGUCAAGCUCAACUCCGAGGUCGCCUCCGUCAUUUUGCAGCUGAUGAACAUCCGGAGGUGCGGCCAUUCGGACAGUUUUUUCUUCAUUGAGGUCGGUCGAUCCGCAACCACGGGUCCGGGGGAGUUUUGGAUGCAGGCGGAUGACUCCGUGGUGGCGCAAAACAUCCACGAAACUAUCUUGGAGGCGAUGAAAGCCAUGAAGGAGCUGUCGGAAUUCCGCCCGCGCAGCAAAAGCCAGUCGUCUGGUACGAACCCCAUCUCUGUUCCCACACGGAGGCACCUGAACCACCACCCCCCACCCAGCCAGACAGGGCUCACCCGGCGGUCCCGCACGGACAGCGUGGCCCUGACCUCUCCCGUGAGCAAAUUAUCCUCAUGUCGAAUACGCACGGCCAGCGAGGGCGACGGCACCAUGGCACGCCCCAUGUCAGUGACCGGCAGCCCUCUAAGCCCGGGGGUCCACAGGACCCUCCUGACCAGAUCCCACACCAUUUCCAUGCGCCCUUGUCGGACUUUUGAAUCUUCCUCCCUCCAGCACAGUAAGUCCAUGUCUAUGCCCCGAUCACCUACCCCACCCAUAGCCAGCAAUGGCCUGGGGAAUGUGUCCUCCUGCCCAGAGAGCGGUGCUCCUCGCUCCUCUAGCUGCACGGCUUCCUUCUCUGGCUCCCCCAGUGAUGCAGGUUUCAUAUCAAGUGAGGAGUAUGGCUCCAGCCCUGCAGACACACGGGACCCGAGAUUACUGCUCACCCUACGCAGCAACACUCCCGAGUCCCUCAAAGCUGAGACCCCCCCCUCCCGGGACGGCAGCGAGCUCGAGGGCUACAUGGUGAUGGAGCGGCAGAAUGGUUACCGCCGGCUACCGGAGCUGGACAAGGCUUACCGGAAGCGAACAUACUCCCUCACUACCCCCCGCCAGCAGAGAGGUCCGCCCCAAGUCUCGUCAGCCUCUCUGGAUGAGUAUACUCUUAUGAGGGCCACUUACAACAGUGGAAGCCAGGCUUCCCGCAGGUGUCACACUAGCUCCCCCAAAGGCAUCCAUCCUGAGGAUUUCAGGGAUGUUCAGAUCAGUGUUGGCGGUCUCCAAGGUGACAGCGGCUAUAUGCCCAUGAUGCCGGGUGUGGCAUUGCAGACGCCGUGGUCCAGGCACGACCCGUAUAUGCCGAUGAGCCCCAUGUGUGUUUCCGCGCCAAAGCAGAUCAUCAACCCCCGCUCACACUCGUCAGCGAGCCUGACCCCACACACAAACUCCCCCGGGAGUGUCUCUCUGGAGGACAGUGGCUAUAUGCGGAUGGUAUGCGGAACCAAGAUGUCGGUGGAGAGCACUGAUGGAAAGCUCACUAACGGAGAGUACCUGAACAUGUCACCUGUUGACCCCCUUACACCCCCGGACUACAUCCUUAGUUCUCCAGGGGGAGAUCCCCACCCCCAGCAACAUCACAAACAGCCUUAUUCUUACAGCUCUCUGCCACGUUCACUCAAAGGCCAGUUGCAGCGCAAUGGGUCCACAGACAAAGACCAGUAUGUGUUGAUGUGUUUACAGGGACAGCGGAUUGAAGAAGAGUCCAACUAUUGUCCUGUCCCUCCAGGAGACUCUGUGGCCGGCAUAUCACCGGUGGCACCGAGCAACCAUUCCUCUGCCCCAUCACCUCUCAGAGCCGCUCGGGUAGAUGGAGGUCUGGGGCACCAAAGUCGGUUGCGUCGCCCCACCCGCUUGGCUCUGGAAUCCCUCAGAACACUACCAUGUAUGAGCGAACACCCGCUUCCCUCAGAGCCACGCAGCCCUGGGGAGUACAUAAACAUUGACUAUAGUAGUGCUGCUCACGACUUGCUUGCAUCCACAGCGUUGGCAAGCUCUGUGAGUUCAAUGUGUGCAGAAGAGGGAUCGCUUCCACUCUCAGACUAUGCUAAUAUUGACGUUGGCUCCCCAGGUCACCUUGACUCACAGCUACACGGGGGUUCCCCCACUGAGGGGUGCUUAAACCAAACGCCUGAAGUCUUGGCUUGUCCUAGUCUGAUGAACCCCCCACUAGAGGAGCAAAAAAGCCCAGAGAGGCAGGCAGAGGAGAGGGGGAUGGUGGAGGAAUAUCCUCCCCAACAGCAGGUGAGCCUGGUGCGUCAACCUGCUCCAGUCAAGGAUGACUACACUGAGAUGACUUUCAGUCCACUGCCUCUGGCCACUGCGCCUCUACCUGCUGUCCGCAGCACUGAAGACGCUCCCCUCCCCACCAGCCUUGCUGCCUGUGUCAAGAGACUCAGCCUCGAGGCCAGCAUUGUCAACGGGGGGCCCCCUUCGCAAGUGGACUCAUUUCUCCUGGGGGGUCCUUCGUUAUCUGUCACCCUCGUCGAUCCACACAGGGGGGCCAAAGUGAUCCGGGCUGAUCCUCAGGGGCGUCGGCGGCACAGCUCUGAGACCUUCUCCUCCACCACCACUGUCACACCGGUGUGCCCGUCCUUCGCUCACGACACUAAACGGCACAGCUCCGCCUCCGUGGAGAAUGUAUCCCACACUGUCUGCAGCUCUGAGGGGUCCGACGAGGACUACGGCAGCAACAGCCCCAUGUGCAGGGAGAUGUCAGCUGGUUAUCAAAAUGGACUGAACUACAUUGCCUUAAAUUUGAUGGAGGGAAACCUCGGAGGAUGCCGGUUAGGGGGCUGUGAUGGACUCCUGGCGUUCAAGACGACAGCCUGUGGCUGCAAGGGGGGCCUGAAUGGUUUCAACACAAGCCCCUAUGCCAGCAUGGGAUUCAAGGAGACUGCCACGGCUGUGAAAGAAUGAAGGCUCCCCUCUUCCCUCUUUUUCCUGUGAACGUAGGAUUUCGCUGCAGCCGAGUGAUGAGGUCGCCACAGCGACAGCUGGACCAUACGCUGCAGCCGAUGUCCUUUGACCUCUUUGCCGCCUUUGAGGGUCCCAGGGACGGCCAUCCCCAUGGAAACACGGACACUUGACCUAUGCCCACGGCUCCAAAUCCUCCCUACGCUUUUCUCGGAACCAAAACAUUUAAACGCUAAUUCUGGAGUUGUACUAGAUUACUUAACAAAUAGCAAGAACUUAAAGACUAUUACCUCUAACCACAGAUACGUUACUAUUUAUCUCUGUGCAUAGGCCUGCAAUUCUGCAGUUUAAUGUUAUUUUAAUUAUUGCUAUUAUUAUUAUUAUUGUUAUCAUUCUCACAGUUUGAGCUGGUCUUUUGUGGUCAGAUCCACUCACCUGAAAAUCUGUGAACCACGCUUGAAAAGGAAAGUGUGCGCACACAUUCACGCAAAAAACCUUUCAUGCAUACGUAUUACAUAUAUUUAUUUAUUUAUCGUGUAUGUAUGCAUUUAAUGAAGUGUGUGUGUCUGUGAGGAUUUGUAUACAGAUUGUACUGCAAAAGAAUCGGCAUUUAUGAACAUUUAAAGAUAAAAAUUAACAUUUUGCUAAAAAAGAAAAGAAAAAAAAACUACCUCAGCAAAACCCAGGUUGGUACCAAUUCACACAACAGAAUUAUAUACAAAAUAUUUAUUUUAAGAGGUGAAUGUUUUUUUUCUUUUUCUUUUUUUGAAUCACCAAUCCAAAGCCUUACUCAAGCCAUCAGCCCCAAUCUGAUGGACCUUUUAAAGUUUGGACCUAUAAACACACAGUAUAUCAACGUGUGAACCGAUGGUUUUGUAGACUGAACGUUCACCAGAGCCGAAUGAGAGACAACCUCCCUGAGAUUAAGUUCUUUCUCUCCCCAUCAUUUAUGACAGGAUUAUGUAUUAAAGAUCCAGAGUAAUAUAUUUAUGAAUAUGCCUGAAAAAGAGGAUGCGUACGCUAACCGAAUACCCAGAGGACUUUAGACGGGAACCCGACAUGCGUCGCGUAACUCAUGAAUGCAGGUGGAGUGAGACACAUCCACACAGUGCAGCAUGAACCAGGUCCAACUGGACCUGACCACCAGAUCUGUGGCCUGUCUGAGCCCAAGUCUUGACACCUUUAUACACUUUACGUACUAAGCCACUGUUCACCUGUGAUAUCCUGCGCAACCACAUACCUUGCAGGAAGUUAUGACCUGUCAGGAAAAGGGACGGAGGACAUGAAUGUUAGGAGUUAUUUAUACAAAGUAACUUGACAGCUCAGAAUCUUAAGUUUUCUCACCUGAUGCCUCAUCGCGGAGCUCUGUCAAGCCACGUGGUUGGCUGUGAGAUGCAUGCGGCACUGGGCAACGUAUGACGCAGUCUGAUGCUCGAUAGCUUGAAACCACUUUGGGCUGAGAGAGCGACACGCCAGUGCUAAUGCAUGGUCUUGCACUUACAAACUUUCCAGAUUGUAACACAAGACACAUUGAAUGUAAUACAUGCUGUGUUCCGGGCUUGGGAACACACAACCUGACAAAACCCCCAGUUAACUGCAAGAAUAACCAUGAAACAUGCAAAGGUACUGAAGCGAAACUAAGACGCAGACACAAGCCUCUCUUUCUUCAUUUGAAUUCACUGGUACUUAACUGUUGCAACAUUCUGUAAAUAGCAACCGAUAAAUUGCAUCUAAACAAAUGCUUAGAAACUUUGAGAGAUGUUAAGUUAAAUAACUUAUGUUGUUUGUACUGUACAUAUUAUGUGUUUGAGUGCAUUUUAUGAUACAAACACUAAUUAAGUUAUAGGCUAACCAGUAUGGUUUGGCUUAGAUUUUUUUUAAACAUGAGAUAGUCUUGUGAAAUGGAUGCCACUACGGAGACGUUUUCUAAUGCUGUAAUUCUGAAAGAGAAUCAAGAAGAGAAAUCAAUACUUCACUAAAUUAAUUUUUUGUUACUUAGGUACAACACAAAAGGCAUAUAUGCAAUAUUUACACUUUUGAAAAAUUAGUUUAUAAGAUGUACCAAAUGUAUAAAUACUGUUAAUAAUGUUUGUUAAACCUUUAAAUUGGAUUUUUUGUUUGCAUUUUUUUCUCCAAAUUUUAAAUGAAAACCUUUUCUGUGUUUGUUUUUUGCUAAUCAAGCCUAUUGGUGUUUUGAGCAGUGUUUUUGCAUUUGGAUAAUGUUUCACGGUUUUAUUCCGCAUCUAAGGGUCACAAUAUGGAUUUCUCUUGCUGUGUCUUUCAUUGUGAAUAUUUCAUAUCUUGCAUAUUGUGAUGCUACUAAGAGAUGAUGAUUUAAACUUAGUUCAUUGCUUUAGAUUGUACUGAUUCUUUAUAGACACAUGCAAUAAAUAAUGAUAUUAUUUAAGAAAGCCA
Molecule: messenger RNA, 6061 nt
Organism: Pungitius pungitius (ninespine stickleback)
Lineage: Eukaryota; Metazoa; Chordata; Actinopteri; Perciformes; Gasterosteidae
Gene: irs2b
Product: insulin receptor substrate 2b
Exons: 2
Coding region: 302-3649 (1115 amino acids)
Biological process (GO): insulin receptor signaling pathway
Cellular component (GO): cytosol; plasma membrane
Molecular function (GO): insulin receptor binding; phosphatidylinositol 3-kinase binding
Source: RefSeq, a predicted model, not a curated record